AUGGCUCUCGAUGAUACUGCACCGGAACUCGACGAAGGCGCCUUCCGCGUCUUCGUCCGCUCGUUUGCCAUGAUCAUCGUUUCCGAGAUCGGCGACAAGACCUUCCUCAUCGCCGCUAUCCUCGCUAUGCGGCACCCCCGGCUCGUCGUCUUCCUCGGGGCUCUCUGCUCGCUGGUGGUCAUGUCCUUCCUCUCGGCAGAGCUCGGAAACCUGCUGCCCACGCUAAUACCCAAGCGCUGGACGCAAGCAUGCGCCGCUGUGCUAUUUUUAGUCUUUGGCGUUAAGAUGAUGCAGGAAGGCAGGAGCAUGCGCGCGGACAAGCUCGAGGAGGAGAUGAAGGAGGCGGAGGAGGAUAUCGAGGGUGACGAAGCGAUGGCCGACGGGACGGGCAUUGUGAUGCACCACAGAGAGGAUGUGAUCCCACUAGAGGAGAUCGAGGAGGGCGGCAGACCGAACGGCCAUAGACGCAGCAUCAGCGUCAUCUCGAGUGGCAGCACACCCAAUGGACGCAUGCAAAGCCGGACGCGGAAGUAUGCAGAGGCAUUGAGAAACUUCUUCAGCCUAUUCUUGGGACCUGUCUUUGUGCAGGCUUUCGUGCUCACCUUCCUCGGCGAAUGGGGUGACAGAAGCCAAAUAUCCACUAUCGCGCUCGCCGCGGCGCACAACGUAUACCUCGUCACUAUUGGAACCGUCAUUGGGCACUCGAUGUGCACUGCACUUGCCGUCAUCGGUGGUCGAUAUGUCUCCACAAAGAUAUCUGUGAAGCAUGUCACCCUUGCAGGUAGCAUGCUUUUCCUCGCAUUCGGUUUACUGUACCUCUACGAAGCCUUCUUAUCGAUAGACACGGACAGUGCGGACUUCAAUCCUGCGAAUUAG
This is a messenger RNA of Laetiporus sulphureus 93-53, 876 nucleotides long. RefSeq names its product UPF0016-domain-containing protein. Gene Ontology annotation, cellular component: Golgi apparatus; fungal-type vacuole membrane. Gene Ontology annotation, molecular function: calcium ion transmembrane transporter activity; manganese ion transmembrane transporter activity. Gene Ontology annotation, biological process: calcium ion transmembrane transport; Golgi calcium ion transport; Golgi calcium ion homeostasis. The transcript is spliced from 3 exons. NCBI's taxonomy places the organism in Eukaryota, Fungi, Basidiomycota, Agaricomycetes, Polyporales, Laetiporaceae. Bases 1 to 876 code for a protein of 291 amino acids. The record is from RefSeq and is a predicted model, not a curated record.